CCAAAACCUGCCUUCACGCCGCGGCAGCGAAGAGCGAGCUGAGACGGGCCAUGGCGGGAUGAGAUGCAUUCCACUCCUGACCCUUGCAAGCCUCCCAGGCGGCUUUGGCUUCGAGCCGGCCGCUUUUCGAGGCUAUUGUGGUCACGGACCUUGGGUCGCAGAGCCACAGAGUGGCUGCGAGGGAUGCGAGCUGGUGCAAGUGCAGGUGAUCCACCGCCACGGCGCACGGACCCUGUGGGCGCCGCUGGACUGCUGGGCGGCGGCGCCCUCCGGGCCACCGGAGAUGCCGCAGUUCCAGUGUGAUUUGCCAUUCUCUAUCGGCACUGGACGCAGCAGGCAUCGCCUUCAAAAGCAUUACCUGACUGCUGGGAACUGUGGUACCGGAUCCUUGCUGGGCCAAGCGGAACGCCAGUUCCAGCAGCUGGCCGAAGCCUUGAACCGAAGCUACGGAGAGCUCAGCUGGUGGGGCGAGGAGGCCACCCGACUCUACUCCUGUGACAACGAGCGGAACCUGGGUAGCUUGGACCUCCUGAGCUCCUUCCUCUUCCCGCGAAGCCUUCAGGCCACGGUGAACACGAUGCCUCCCAAGGAGGAUCCCUUUCAACUGCCCGGCCGCAUUGCCACCUCGCCCUGUGAUGGCUCGGUGCUCCCCACGCUGAAGGAGAUCCGAGCGGAGAGGCCCUUCCGAGACUUUGUGACUUGGAAUCAUAUGCUCUAUGAUUGUGUCCUUUCAGCUCGCUGCGCAGGCGUCCGGCUGCCCGAGAGCAUUUCGGAGGAACUGGCUGACGAGGCGCUGGCGUGGGGCUUUCGGCAGCAAUUGGCGGCGGUGUUCCACAGCAACUGGACCACCUGGGCCGCCUCCAAAGCGUGGCACGCUGUGGUGGAGCAGAUGAGGAAUGCCAGUGAAAAGGGCUGGCCAAGGCUUGCAAUAUGGUCCACUCAUGAUAGCACCAUGAUUUACAUGCUCCAUGCGCUUCAAGCUUGGGAUCGGAUUUGGCCGGGCUAUGCCACUGCAGUGGUUCUGGAGCUCUAUGCCAGCGGAUCGGAGCUCUUCGUGCGAAUGGUCCGAGACGGAAAGCCCUUGGUCCUCUCAAGCUGCGAUCACAAGGUACUGUGCCCAUGGCCUAGAUUCUUGCACAUGGUGCACAGCACUGUUCCUCCUUGCGACAUGUUGCCACCCGCCGUGGACGGAGCAGAACGAGUGGAGCAGGCAGCACCGCUCCCUAUGGGCUCGGCGCUCGGUGUGGCGGCGCUCGGCACGAGCGCGGCGUUCCUUGCGGCGCUCCUCGCGGCAGCGCGCCGGCGAGGCCAACGGCAGGUGCUUGCAGAGGCCUUGUUGUGAGAAAAAGCCUCCGGGGUCUUGGAACGUGGCAGUUGAGAUGCGGUGGCAUGCU
This is a messenger RNA of Durusdinium trenchii, 1394 nucleotides long. The record is from the annotation of a GenBank genome assembly. Lineage: Eukaryota; Dinophyceae; Suessiales; Symbiodiniaceae.